Molecule: messenger RNA, 13339 nt
Organism: Porites lobata
Lineage: Eukaryota; Metazoa; Cnidaria; Anthozoa; Scleractinia; Poritidae
Source: the annotation of a GenBank genome assembly
AUUAUGAGAAUACGAAGUACAUGACGAAAAUAUCACUCUUCACAGAUUCACCGUCCUUAGUCCUUUAGUGGUUGCUCGUGAAUGAAAGCAGGUAAGAUCAGGAAAAUUCGCUCGAUUUUGUUCUAUUAUCAGCCGCUCCGGGAACCGAGCGAGCGAUGGUAAUCGAACCUGAACAGCGCGCUGGUACUACAAGAAAAAACAAACGUGUUUGGCAUUAUCCUCAGGUCAACGGCAUUUUGGUUUUUGUAUUCCUUGUAAUACAAAUGUAGAUGGGAGCUGCAUCUAUUCAAGGGGUUCUCUCGCAAUUUGCUUCGAUUUGUUCUCGGCUUAAAUUGUUUCUCUACUUCCAUUCCAAUGUUAGAUUUCGAUAUCUACAGAUUACAUGCUCUUAUGUUCAACAAGACAUAUUGACUUGCGGGGUAUCUCACUCAGAAGUACUCAGACUGACACAUGAAUUCCAGUUGUCAGAACUGAUAUGCGUCGCAUAGCUAUCCAUACCACAACUUUGUUUUGUUUUAUAAACAAGAAUCCCAGAUGUGGUCUCAGAAAUUGAAUCCAAUGGUUAUACCCACUUGGAAGCGCUGAUCUUCCAUACAUAAAAAUAUAGAAAAAGGUUAGACAUCAUGAAUUUCUUAUGAUCUCACCCGAGUUUUAUUGUGCAGUAAUUUGCAUUUUUAGGAUGUGUUGUGACGAAUUGUAUUUAUUUAUGAAAACUUUCGAUCCGUCAUUUUUGUCAAAAAUGGCGGCGAUACAAAGACUAGGGAUUAAGCGUUUCGGAUCGAGUUACUAUGUGCAUUUUUGCUCUCGUUCCAACUUCGCUCAGAAACGCUUGCUACGUAGGCUGCCCGUGGAUGGGAUUUACUCAAAGACCUUCAUGGAGCAGAUGUAGCCAGCGUUUAAAAAAAAAGAAACGGAUGGAAAUUUUGGCAAUAAUUUUGUUUUAGCUCCUGUGUGCAACGACCGCGACCGCGUACAAUAAUUUGCUGUUUUCCUUAGUUCCCUGGAAACGCAGGAUAAACUUGUUUUCCUUGGACAAUUCAAGCUGAGCAGAGGAAGUGAGAACCUAUCUUGUGGUGUGCUUUUGUUAAGAUCACAGGGCACAUGAUUUCUUCGUGACAAAAAUAGUGAAAACCGAGGAUGGAUUAUUUUCAUAUCUUUUGUUAAUUUUCGGCUUUGUAUAUAGACUUAUGAGACUUUCUUUCAUGUUUUGACACGUCUGAAUCUUUUGCGAAAGAAUACGAUCCUUUUAAGCUCUUUUAGACAACGUUUGUCGCUUAUCAAAAGUGAGUUGUCAUUAAAAACUUCGGAGCAAAAUGCAAAAUGCAACAACAACAAAAACAAAAAUAAUAAUAAAAAAAUGCCGUUGAGACCAAAAGAAAUUUUCUGAUUUCGUUUAUACCGUGGAAGAGUUUUGGGGCUCUUCACACUUGUUGGCUACGGUAUCUUGACAAUCUUGUUCAGGCCUUCUGCAGACUGCGUGACAGGCGCAAAAAGGGGAGGGGGAAAGGGAAGGGAGCGCCGUCCCUCACCCUCAGUCCCCAAUCACCCUCCCCUUUCCCCUUCCUCCCAAUCCCCUACCCCUUUCGACGCCUGCUACGCAGGCUACCCUUGUGUACCCAAAUCAGCACGAAAACGCUGUGUUCACACCAAUGGCUGGCGAGUACCGUACUUGAUCACUGUGCAUGUUCACGAAGCGUAAAAGCCGCUGCCUUAGUCUUAAACAUACAUUUCAAAUACACUGUGAAAACGAAAGGAAAUAGAAUGUUGGAAGAUUUGGCAUUUGGAAUGUUUUUCACGAGUCUUUGCCGAACGAUAACCGCAAGUUCGCGAUGAAACUUUGCUGUAUCGUACUUGACCUAAAUUUCGAGGACUGUUUGGGUAGAUCUCUCUACAGAAUUAACUUUCGUUUCCGUAGAGAUUUGUUACAAAUAAAUAUCGAACGAGCGUUAUUUUGGGGAGACGACCUUUUCUAUGAAUGAAGUGCGCCUGACGAAAAUCCGAGGACACAGGACAAAGCCUGUAAUAGUACAACUAGCUUAACUGGCCGGCCUUUCGGUAUCUACUUGAAACAGAUAUUUAAUUCAGUUAGAAAAAAAAAAAAAAACGAUCUGUAGCUGUCCAUUAACCUUGCUGAAGUCAAAAGUGCAUUUGUUCACGCUAUUUAAGAAGAGAUUUCAAACCUGCCUUUGUGAACUUGUAGCAAUGAUUAUAACCAAUUUUUUUUACACCGCCUUUGACUUAAUACAUUCUCUUGAUUUGUAAGCAGUCAUUAAACUUCUACCUUCAACCAUGAGAAGGAGGGGGAGAGGAGCAAAUAUUUUCCCCACAUGACUUUGCUUGAUUUGUUUGUGUUCUAGGAAAAAUGCCUCUCACUGCGGAUGAAAUUUUAGAAGAAGUUGGUAGUUUUGGUUGGUUCCAAAAACGACUCCUUAUUCUUUUCAACGUACUUUCCUCUCUUCUCUUUGGUUGGGCUGUAAUGGUGACAGGUAUCAUAACGGCGGAACCCCCCUGGAAAUGCGUACAGAACAGCACAGCUUGUGCAUUUGACGGGGAGUUUAGUCCAGGCGAUGACAACUAUGACCACCGGUGUAACAUCUCGAGAAAAGAUUGGAAAUUUGUGGAUGACUUCACUACCGUUGUCACGGAGGUAAAAAGAAGGAUAUAGAGGCUGAUUUGCAUUUGUAUUGUGGUGAAUUUUUAAAAAUUUUCUUUUUCUUUUUUUAUGGAGUUUCAUGGUAAUGAAUUUUAAACACAAACUACCCUGCAAGUAGAGACUUCUUUUAGCUUUUGUCCUCUACACUGAAGAAGAGAAAGGGAGGCUGGCUCUGCCUGAAUCGUGUCAAGCCUUUGAAAUCGCCUCAGCCCGCCUUCUGGACUAGUCAGUCUCGUUAUCCCUCGUCAAACUGGUUUUUCUGGGGCGGGCUUCCGUUCACUGAUUGAUAAACCAAUUGUCAUAACUGAACCCGUUAUUCCAAGGGCACGGCUAUUAGGCGUGGGUCCGAAAUUGUAUCCUAGCAACAUACAGCGUAUUCUCAAGUACGAGCAAGCGAAAGAAAGGUUCUGCUGGCAGGGUGAAUUAAGACGUGAUAGAACCUGACUAAGACAUUUUUUCCAAUCAGAUCACUUACAACGAGAGAUUGGCUGGAAUAUAUUUAAGAGUAUAAAACGAAGAGAGUGUAAUUGCUUAUGGAAAAGGUACUAUUACAAAAAAAAUACUCUACCCCGAAAUUUUCCAAACCACCAAAGUCAAGUUUUGAACAAGCUGCUUUUUCCUCCUCUGCGCAAGUUAGCUUUUGGUAUUUCUUUUUCUCUGUUAUUUGCUGAUAACUUUGCGUUCUUCCUUUUUACAGUUCGAUCUGGUUUGUAGCGAAUCAAUUUAUGGAACCUUAGCUGUAGCUGCCGUGUUCCUUGGUUUCUUUUUCGGUGCCAUAAUCAUUGGUCCUUUUACAGAUAAGUUUGGACGAAAGCCAACCAUUUUCAUCUCUGGGUUUUUCAUCGCUGUCUUUAGUCUGGCAUCUUCAUUCCCCAAAAUCUUUUCUCUCUUUGUUGUGUUCAAGAUUAUCGUGGGCCUUGGUGUGGGUAAGAAGUUUUUUCAAUAAUUUAAACUUUUUUCUUACAAUUCUCAGCCUCGGCUCAUCAUAGGCGUUUUUAGGGGAGCUCGUAUUUCGUCCCUCCCCACAAACGGAAAUACGAGCUCCCCUAAGAACGCCUGCGAAGGAGGCUAUACAACUCAUGGAAAGCUACUGAACUCAUUAUUUAAAGGACCGUUUCAUUUUAUUCCGCCUGUUGUUUAUACUGUUAGCCUUUAGUUUUACAUGAACUCUUAUCAGAAACUCAAAUGAAGAAUGAUACCCGCAGUUGUGAACGAAAUUGAUGCAAUUGCGUAGGAAGCCUGAAGAAAAUUCAGGGCAUUAACGGGAAUUUAACCCGUUACCUCGCGAUACUGGUGCGAUGCUCUAACCAACUGAGCUUUGAAGCCACUGAUGUUGUGAGCUAGUCAGUUAUGUGUUCAUAUGUUCCCGUGAAAGAGAUGGAUGUGAUAGAUGUAUAUGGAAUAAGCAAUAAUCAACUUAUUAUUAUUAUUACAUCACACGCAAAAAGCGACAAAUACGUAGCAGUUAGAUUGGCGUGCAUAUUAUACUUUAAAAUUAUUGCCUGAAGCUGAAUAUGAUGCAAAGAACUGUACAGAUGGAGAAGGAUGUUAUAAUUUCGACCGCGGUGGAUAACAGGCUCCGAGAUCUGAAUAAUUAAUCGGAUCAGAAAUUCAGUGAUUUUUUUAUCGUUCAUUCAAAAUAUUUAAAAAUAAUCGUUGCCUGGGGGAAAUCCUGGUUAUGAAGAAUUAGCCGGAGGAUUAAAGCCAAUCAGAACGGUGAAGUAUUUUGUAUGAAUAAUAAUUCUUUUUUUUUUCAACAGGUGGAGCGAGCGUCGCCAUAUUUGUUCUUGUGACAGAAUUUGUCGGUGUCCGACAUCGCAGUAUGAUGGGUAUGUCCCUUUGGUACUGCUGGAGCAUUUCUCUCAUGGCAUUAGCUGGAUUGGGUUACCUCAUUAGAGACUGGAGAAUGCUAAGUAUUGCCACAUCGGUUCCUGGAAUUCCCGCAUUGCUUGGGUGGUUGUAAGUGUAGAAGCCAUUCACAAAAGUUAGAAAGAUUUCCGUCUUGUAACGUGCUUUUCUUUUACAUUACUUCUGAUUUUUCUUUACGUUGACAGUCUGACCCCUGAAUCUGUACGCUGGUUGAUGAUAAAAGGGAAAACCGAGCAAGCUAAGGAAAUUUUCCGAAAUAUAGCAAAAGUGAACAAAAUGCCCAUGUCCGAUAUGGAUCUAAAACCUCCAGAAGAUGAUCAGCGUUUGGGCGAUGUUCGCGAACUUUUUGCUACACGCAAAAUGGUUCAAAAAACACUUUUGUCUUGGUACUGCUGGUAAGUUUGGAUGCAGUUUUUCGGCUACACUUUUUCAUUGCCUUCUUGAAUGAGUAUAUAAGUUACAUUCUACUCUGUACUUUCUUUGGUCUUUAUUACAACCAUUUAAUACUCUCAUGAUGUUUUAAACCAGAUUGACUAGUGUUCGGCGAGUUCGUAGGCCUCCCUCGUGUUUAUCUCUACUGGCGCAUUACGGUCGGGGUACUCCGGUUUUCCAAAUUCCAGUUUGAUCAGAAAUUAGAAAAGAACUAGUUGAUCGUACUGCCACUAAAUCGUUACUUAUUUUGAAAUUUUAGCGUCUGGCAAAUCAAAUCAGAUUACUGGAAGAUAAGGGAGACAUUUUAUAUCCAAGAUGUUAAGCAAGCUUUUAUUGUCAACGUCACCAGCGAAAAACUGUUGCUUUAUUUUGUUGCCUUUUAUAUUCACCGUUUGGUCUCAUUUCCAGACCCCUUGUCAAAUUUGUAACGGUCACUUUUGAUCGCUUUUGAAAAAAAAGGUUGACUAGGAAAAAUACGAAACGUCAAGUUUAUAUAAAAAUGCGAUAGUUCACAAUGUUUAUCACCACUGGUUGUGUUUAAUUUUCGAUGAAAUUGUUAUUUAUUGACUUUUAUUCAUUCAUUCAUUAUUUACUUAUGUUGCUUACAGGUUUGUCAAUGCUCUGGUUUAUUACGGUGUUUUCCUAAGCGCGCCUUCUAUUGGAGGAAAUUUCUUCUUGAAUUUUUUUCUCACAAGUUUGAUCGAGCUCCCAGCUAUACCAUUAGGCGUUUGGCUCUUUAACAGGUUUGUUCUAACUAUCAUCAUACUCUUCAUCUUUUAAACAUUUUUUCGCGAUCAAAGAAUCCUGAAGCGCUUUAACAGGUUUUCCUUGACCAUAUUUUAGGACUCAACAUGUGAACAUUUAUUGAAAGUGGUUCUACUAAAAAGAAAGAAAUUUUCAACCUUUUAUCCAACCUAAGCCUUUCGUAUGCUUAUCCCUUUCCCUUACCAUUGGACUACCACAACGAUCCGCGACAACUCCAAAGAAGUUGUUGAUUAGUACAUAUAAUGAUUUACUGUUUUUCAUAAGUGAUAACGUCGAAAAAAAGUUAUCUCUAGUCUUUUGUGGAAAUUUUUUUAAAUGUAAAUUUUGGGCUUAAAUUUCGCAUCGCACAGAAUUUGACCUUCCUCGGUGACAUCCACAACAGGGGUCCGGGUUCUAGUCUCACAGUCCGCCAUGUUGCCUACUCAAAACCAGGCCUAUCCAAAAGGAAGACCUUAGAUAACAACAUAAUCUCAACCACGUUGUAUUGUAGCGUCCAGCAGUUUUAGUGAAAACAAGGGUCUGGGCGUGGUGCUCAGUCUCGCGGGCUCAUAAAACCUGGUCUCGGUCAUUGUUAAAAAGGAUUCUCUAUCCAAAAUGAGUUAAAAAGAGCCCUAGUAACUACAUUUAAUGUUGUUAUGGUGACUUUGCUUGGAUUUUAAAAUGGCGGUAAAAAAUUAAGUUUAUCGUGGAGGAAAAAGUGCGGCUAUUUGGCCGCUAUUUCCACAGUACGUUUCGUACAAUCAACCGGGAAUAGCGAGAAAAUUCCAAGUUUAAAAUGUUAGCGGUUAGAGGUAUUAUCCCAAAGGUAUGUUUCAAUAGUUUACUGUUUAUUUACACACUCGAGUUGAUCUUCAUUAUCAGCUUCCUCACUUUUACGUAGUGUCCUUGAUUUUUGUUUAAGUGGUUGAGAAGUUCGUCUGCCGCUAAGUUCCACAGAUUUUGAGCCUUUCGUGGGCACGUUUUUGACUGCAAAAAGUCUUUGGAUCCGCUGCUGGAAUUUUAGAGCCUUAUCGACAGUUAGUUGACCUCUGUGAUGGAUGUGAUUUAUGCUUGCGCACUUUUUGAUCAGCAAUCACCAGAGGCAUCGAUCGAUAAAAAUGGCUGUGUUAAUUGUGAGUUUUCGCGUUUUUCUUUUAAGUUUCUGUUCGAAAAGCCAUGGCCGUGAUAAACUGACAGCUGCUGGAGAGACUGGAUGUAAUUUCUAAGAGUUCUGAGCUGUCGCGAGUUUCUGUGCGAUGGUUCCUUCUAACAAUCAUCUGCAGCACGUAUUGGAUUACGUAUUGUUUAAAAAACGUCAAUAUGUUGUGCUUUAUACCUUAAGCCAGCAAACCAAAAGAAUAAAAGUAAAAUUAAGGAAAGUUAUUCCUGUUACCUGUAGAUUUGGAAGGAAGAAAAGCAUUAUUGCGUGUUUGAUCUUAGCUGCGUUUUCAUCAUUUGGAUCCGUUCUUAUAGCAAGCGAGGACAAUACUAGUAAAGGUAGGAGUAACUUUAAAGGCUGUUUACGUGGUGGGAGGAAGAUUCUAGUACCGAGAAGAUUCUAGAAGGCGAAACAACUUUUCGUUGGGUCUACAUGCAGAAAUUUCGGUCCGUGUGGUUAACAGUAGAGAAGGAAUUUAAGAUUAAAGAUAACCCAUUGAACGACCUGCCGCCGUUUUUGUUCUGUUUGUCCCUAGUACUAGGAUCUUCCUAGCGAGGGCAGUUUACAUGGUGCUAGGAUCUUGCUAACGCUAGGGACAAGUACAGCUUUUGCAUGUAAACUGAAUACAGAAAACAUAUGUUGCUAGGAUGAUCCGCCUUCUAGCAUCUUCCUGGUGCUAGGACCACCCUCUCUCCAUGUAAACAGCCCCUUAGUUUUAUCAUAAAACAUGAUGGCUUUAAUACAGCCAGGAUUUUUGAAAAAAUAAUUAAAUGAUUAAUGAUUAGUCGUGUUAACCGGCAUAUUCAUAUAAACGGAAGAAAACAAAAACAUGGGACAUGGUGACCGCGGAAUGCUAUAAACAUAGCUAAUAUAUAGAUUUAGCCAGGGCUAAAAGCGAAGCUCUCGAUAAUAUUUAUAUUUGGUUCAAACAAAAUAUAAAAUCGUGUAAUGCUAAGCGGCGAAGGCAACGCCGGAGAAUGGUGAAAAACAACAAUAGGUCUAAUUAACUAACAGCUAAUUAACUUUUUUUGUACAUUUCUUUGCCGUUGUUUUGCACGACUGCAACGUGAAACUUCCAGAAACUUCUUAGUUACACGUUUUAUAGACUGAAAUGUCGUACGUUUUCUCGUUCACUGUUUUUUCACUGCCGCUCACUUUCACCUUUCAUUGGUGGCCGCUAGCAUUUCUCAUUUUGUCACCACCGCUACAAAAUUGUCAUGUUGUUCUUCCAACAAAAAAGUGUCUCCUUUGUUUUUUAUCUCUCGCUCUAGAUCUCUGUCGCCCUUUAUCUCGUUGACCUUCGCUGGCCUGCCGCCCACUUUCUCUUUUUCUCUGUCUUUCUCUUGUUCUAUAUUCCAAAUUUGUGGACAUGACAAUUAAUCUAAGCUUAAUACUUUACAAAACACGGAUACAGAAAAACUUUCCGCUUUCCGUUUUCGUCUUUAUUGACUCUUUAGUUGUCUCUGCUCACAAGACGCGGGUGGCUAUGCGAUUUCCCGUCAAAAUAACCUCGAGUUACAUUUGGGUUGCCAUACCUUUUGAAUGAGUUAUUUUACAUUGGUAUGCCUGUGGUGCGGACGGACGGUUGGGCGGUCGGUCGGUCGGUGUACGGUCACGUGAAUACCAAAUUUUCUCGGAUGGGUAGUUUACCACAUUUUCUUACCCACGGUGCUCCGCUGCGCGCGCGCGAGAGCUCCGCUAAGAAUCAUUAUUUUGCGCUAAAGGAAAUCUAUUUACUUGUCUGCCGCCUGGCAUAUCAUUAGCAUCGGAUGAUAUUUAAUUUAAGAGAAAAAAAAUAUAAGAAAGGUUGCCUUAUCCAAUGAAUUUGUUUACACGUAUGUUUGUUUGUUUGUUUUUUUUUGUUUUGUAGGUGCACUUGCUGGCAAAAUAAUACUGUCCAUGAUUUUAGCCAAGUUGUUCAUUACCAUCUCCUUUGAUGGAGUGUAUCUUUACACCGUGGAACUAUUUCCAACUUCUGUAAGGUAUUUAUAUUAGACUGUACAUAUUAUCAAGGGUUUGCGAGACAUAUUUCCAGUUUUAUGUCUGUACACUUUGAAUGGUCACCCUUGGAUAUAAAGACACGCUGUACUGUCGCACUUUGUAAUAAUCGUCGCACUUUGUAAUACCUGUCGCACUUUGUAAUAAAAUUGUCACACUUUGUAAUAACUGUCGCACUUUGUAAUAACCCUUGUCGCACUUUGUAAUAAAAAAGCUGUCGCACUUUGUAAUAACAGACCAUCGCACUUUGUAAUAAAAAAAGCUGUCGCACUUUGUAAUAACACUUGUCGCACUUUGUAAUAAAUUGAAAUAGAUGGUAAAAACUUGCAACCUUUGAAACCUUUGAAAACCUUUUACAUAUUGCUCCAUUGAGGAGAACUCUUUCAGGGAUCUUACAGUUUAAAAUUUGAACCAUGAUAUAGCUUAUAUAUAGCGGACCAAGAUUCGGCUCUGUACAGUUUAUGUUCAGCAAGGGAAAAUUGUGUAAGUUGAGCAGAACCUUUAAAAUGUACAACAGACAGGGGCACCCAACGACAAUUUUCGGAAAAAUAUCUGUUCGGAGGACGAUUUGAGAUCUAGAAUUUUUGGAACAUUUGUUGUAAAAUUUCUUGCUUGCCUGCCUCUCCUAGGAUUUUCGAACAUCUAAGAAAUGGUAUAAUUGCCUAUUUUUAACGAAUUUUUACCCUAAAAGGUCACCUAGAAUUUUCGGGAGCCUUUUUCUGGCUGAAAUUUUCGAAAAGGCGAGUUUUGAUCCCUAUAAUUUUCGGAUCACUAGACUUUCAGCUAGGAAAUCCGAACAGAUGAAAAAAAUUUUUAGGGAUAAAAAUAUGCCUUUAUCUACCUUUUAAAUACUAAAAUACGUUUAACAAUGCUUUGUUUAAGUGGUUUUGAACUAUAUUCUCGUUGGGUGCCCCUGAACAGACAAUUUGUUCAGUUCGCGCGUAUUCCUGUUGAAUUUGUGGCCCGUUUAUGAGAUUUGUCAACUCAAAAAUACGUGAGAAAAUGCGAGGGGUGACAGGCUGCACAUCUAUACCGGCGUGAAACCUUGUGUAAGCCUUCUAUAUUUUAGCUCUAACGAGCAUGUCCUUUAGGGAUUUUCCUUUCUUGUAGGAAAUGAUAGGUGGUUCUUUGAAAAUUUGGCGAAGUAACGGUUGGUUUUGUAUAAGAUUCCAGUUUUUCAUUAAUAAUUCUUUUAAAGUAGACGCUGAGGGCUGAUACUGUGUCACGAAAGGCAAUAUUUCUUUUUCCUCUUUGUUGUUGUGUUUCAGGAGAGCAGACUCCCUCUCUGUGAACUUUAUGUCUAAUAGAAGGUUUUCUAUCAUAGUUUGUGGGUAGCCUCUGUCAAUCAAGCGUUUUUUGAAAUUUGAAAUAUUUUCCUCAAACGUAGUUUUUGGGGAGUUUGUUCGUAGCAUUCUCAAGGCUUCUCCUUUGACAAAUCCUUUUUUAAGACUCGGCGGGUGACAAGAGGUGAAAUGUGUGUACUGGAAGGUUUCCGUUUUUUAAAAUGUGUCUUUACAUCAAGGAUAGAUUUUUCCUUGAAGCUUUUGCCUUUGUAUACGACCGUGUCUAAAAACACAGUCUCAGUGUCAGAUAUUUCGGCCGUGAAUUUGAUAGUUGGGUGAUGUUUGAUGUAAGUUCGCUUGGUCGAUGAAGGCUUCGAUGUCUGGUUUACUGAUGUCCCAUAGGCAAAAGAUAUCGCCAAUGCAGCGUUUCCAAACUGUAGGCUUAAAAACGAUUCGCUUAGAAUUGUUGUUUCAAUAUGUGCCAUAAAAAUAUUGGCAAAAGAAACUGCUGUCUUUGUACCCAUCGCAGUGCCAUGGGUUUGUAGGUAGUGUUUUCCAUUGAACUGGAAAGAAUUUUCUUUGAGGAUUAGUCUAAGCAUUUCCCGCAGGUAAUGUGUAGGAAUAGGAGAGUUGUCUUUGUAGAAGUUCACUUCAUAUGCUUUGCAGACAAUUUCAAUGCCCUCGUUUUGUGGUAUAUUUGUGUAAAGACUACUAUUACGGGUUGUUCUCUGAGUUUGUGAUUUUCAUUUGGUUUUAUGAAAUCAGUUUGGCUUAUUCAUGGUAAUAAACACAAAUCAAGUAAUAUCUCUGUUUAUGUCACAAGUAAUACCUCGCAGGUAACGAAAUUAUAGGUUUUCUAGUUGCCUGUGCUAGUAGUAAAACUUUAAAAAUAUUUUGCUUAUACGAUCACGUUUCGCCUAACAAUUAAAUGAAAUUCCAAUACGAACUCCCUUUUUAAAUGACUCUCCCUGUCAUAGGCGUAGACACUUUCUCUCUAUCGAGGUCGUCCGCAUAUAAAGAGUUGUACUUCCCUAGAAAGAUCUUGAAGCCAGAAGUUGAUGUGAACACUUAUUAUUAUUAUUAUUAUUUUCGUUGUUGAUGUUGUCGAUGAUGACGCUAUUACUGGGUUUACUUGUCCUCCGACCAUCUAUUUCAAGUUUAUUACAAGUGUUAUUACAAAGUGCGACAGCUUUUUUUAUUACAAAGUGCGAUGGUCUGUUAUUACAAAGUGCGACAGCUUUUUUAUUACAAAGUGCGACAAGGGUUAUUACAAAGUGCGACAGGUAUUACAAAGUGUGACAAUUUUAUUACAAAGUGUGACAAUUUUAUUACAAAGUGCGACAGGUAUUACAAAGUGCGACGAUUAUUACAAAGUGCGACAGUACACACGCACAACAAGAACACGUCGAUCGGACGAUAGUUUCUGAAUCCAGAUGUGAUAUCUGCAUUUAAUCAUUUUUUUUGUUAACAAAAAGGUCUGUUACAAGGCGCGAGCAUGCGAUAACUUCGAAUAAGCAUUCGUUUAAUGGUUUUUAUUAGUAUUUUACAAGCAAUUACUAUAGCACUUUAUUCAGUUUGUAGGGGUUAGUGGUGGUGGUUGGUGAGUUGAAUGGAAUAUUAUGGGAGGUUCUCAAAGGUAGUAAAAUAUUUUUUUUCUUUAAGCUAAAUUGAAGUAUUGUCAAGGACUAGAUGGCUUUUCUUUAGCAAAGUAUAAGUUUCCCUUGACCGAUGUACGGUUUACGAAAAAAAACGAGGGCAACAUUAGGGCAACGAAACGUUUCACGAAACUCUAAGUAUGCGCCAAUGAAUUUUUAAGCAAAACCUGUACCGAUCGAGAUUUUGAAAAAGCUUUGCGGCCAGUUGAAAAUUUUAUACUGAAAAAGCUUUAGGAAUGGGUAUUUAAAAGUAAUAAUAAGUAAUAAUAUUUAUAACAUUUGACUACAGAAACAUUGGUGUUGGAACAUCCUCAGCUGCUGCACGCAUUGGCUCGCUCUGUUCUCCUUUCAUUGUGUAUACUGUAAGUAAUUUAAUGUGUAUUUAAUAAUGCUAUGAUUACCAGUAGGGCGCUCCAUUCCUGGGGCAUUAACUCGGCUUAUACGUACGCACCCCCAUACUUUUAGGACCAUUUGGGAUUGUUUGAUGAUAAUAUUUUUAAGCUCUUUGUUGUGAAAUGAGAAAAAUCAUAGUAUUAUUCUGCGUGAGAGAAAAUUAAGAGUUAGGAAAACUUUGUAGGCACCAUUUAAAUAUAAAAGAGGUAAUUCUGAGUAAAACUAGGUUUUGUUUGAACUAUCCAGUGAGGAUGGUGAGUCAAAAUUCCAAAUCAUUCACUGCUAUUUUCAAACCCUCCAUAUCUGCUAGGAUGAUAAAUCAUUCCAUUGUUACCUGACGUGUGUGUAAUUUGUCUUUGUAGAAUCGUGUUCAUCAGUUGCUGCCAUUCGCUAUCAUGGGAAUCAAUGCUUUGCUUGCGGGUAUACUUUGUAUGACUCUCCCGGAAACAAAACUUCAACCGACUCUUGAAACUGUGGACAAAGAACCUCCUGAAGAAGAACUGAGCCAAAUGGUUGGAACAGCAAAUGCUUGACCCUCUUAUUCGCAGUGCCAAAGGAAAUAUUUGAAAUUGCAUUUUUGUUUGUUAUUGGAAAAGAAAUAUUACCGUGUGAAAGAACCACUAAAUUCUGUUGUCAGUAUUCCAGCAAUGAAACUUUGCUUGUAUGUUUCGGCGAGGUUAAUUUUCGUUGUGGUUACUCGCAGGUCCUACCCGGACUUGAAUCUCGUCCGCUCAUCUACUUCAUAACAGUGUGCAGUACUGCUUUUAGUUUUGGCACUACAGUCAUGCAACCACUUUAUCAACUUUUUACUCUUUCGCUUUGGCUACUGUUGUACCAGCAAAUACCAGGACCACUAUACUUUAAAUAAUAUAUCUUCAUUUAUCUACUUAAUUAUCGUUACUGUUUGCAUUUGGCAUGUAAAGUUUAUACUAAUGCAAAUUUCUGACCUAUUCCGUUCAGUGUAAUUCCGCCAUCAGUCCGCUAGAAGGAAGCAGUCAGAUAUUACAUCUAUGGCUAAUACGAUUAAUCAAGUGGUUGUUGGCUGAGAAAUGUACGCAAAAAUCCUAAUGACGUAAACUGCCGCGUUUAAGCACUUCCCUCAGUUAUAGGAAACACCCACUGUAAACAAAAAUACAUCCCAUUAUAAGCCCCC